Messenger RNA from Schistosoma turkestanicum, 3525 nucleotides. The record is from the annotation of a GenBank genome assembly. NCBI's taxonomy places the organism in Eukaryota, Metazoa, Platyhelminthes, Trematoda, Strigeidida, Schistosomatidae.
AUGUUCUUGAUAAAUAUUUUAACCAUCUUAAUAAUCACGGAUGCGGCAAACACAUUACGUCUUAGAGGGAAAUGGAAUCCAUCCAACAGAUAUUUGUUUUUGACAAAGUUCGGUUUUCAACGAACUCAAGUUGACGAACUUGAGGCUACAAGGGGUUAUAUUUACGGGACAGUGAACCUCCUAAACAAAUCAAACACACAGAAUUUGACAGAUAUUGCAACAUUAGUUCUGGUUGACAGUGAGUUCAUUAUGGAUCUUUAUGGGAAUGCCACAGAAUCAAUAUGGGUACAAAAUGUAACUGGUAUGACGUAUCAGGAAAGUCAGUGGCUCAUGGAAACUGAACGUUGCAACAAAAUGUUUGAUAAAAUCAACUCUCUUGCUUGGCACAAGACUUGUUCCCCCACAGGAGAAAUGGAUUUACUUCGGUCAGUACCUUGUUCUUCAUCUGGGUUUUGUGCAGAGGAGGAUGAUCCCGAAAGUGUAGUACCAAAUUCACAAUUUACUUUUGUUGUGCAAGAUCUUCGGCAACCACGUUACUGGUAUUUGAGUUUGGUUGCAUGUAAACGCAAUUUAACUACAUGUAAAUGGGAGACUACUGCAAUUCCUCGACAUCCGAAUUCAUCAUCAUCAUUCUCAUCGUCAUCAUCAUCAUCAUCAUCAGCAUUAACAUUGAUUUAUGAUAUAUGGCUUGUUAAUGGUGAACCAAAAUUACAGUCUUUCAAUCAGUUUGAACAUCAUUUCUCUUUUGAAACACAUGGAAUUGCACAAAUGUUCUUUAUAUUUCUGUCACUCUAUAUUAUUUUGAGUAUAAUAGCACAUGUCAAACUAGUCAAUAACUGUUCACUUCACGUAUGCCUCUAUCUUACUCAUCUUUGGCUGGCUACUGUGGGAGCAACGCUGGCUGCUGUUCACUGGCUUGUUUUCUCAUUCGAUGGUCGAGGACUAGGUCUGGUCUCAGAGUUGGGAACAGUAAUUACACAAUGGGCAGACUCGGUGUUCUUAGUUGUUCUGUUGUGUACAUGUCAAAUGGGUUUCAGUCCCCAGUAUCCGUCAACUGCAUUCCAUUAUUGUGAUAUUUCCAAAACUGUUCGUCCACGAACUUCCAAAGUCUCUUCUACUUUACCUGCUGGAUUCCUUCACCUUGGUAAAUUAAGUCAUAAAUUGUACAUCUAUGAUCCUAUCCAAGAUGAAAAUAUUUGUGUUAGACCAUCAACCAAUCAGGAGAAGUCCACAUCAUUUUGGCCUUAUGUAAUUUUAUUGGUUACUUUGUUACUUGGUGUCAAGACGUUACUGUAUAUAUGGGCGAUGUUUGAUAGAGACCCUGUAAUCGAUUUCUCUGUUUGGAAUACAGUACCUGGUUGUUUAUUGUUAGCUUUAAGAAUUUGCCUGGUAUUCUGGAUAUUGGUAGUUGUAGGACGUAGACAUUUUAUCGCACAAAUUUUCUCUGAGUUGUACAAUAUGGAUUUAUGCAUCUUGGGUCCGAAUAUCAAUACAAUGCAAUUUGCCGCUGGUUAUCUUCUUUGGAUUGUGAUCUUACCAUUAGUGGUGUUUAUUGGCGAAACUAGUGUAUCGCCUCUGUGGCGAACAAAAACCAUAUUAAGUAAUUACUGGUAUUUGAGUUUGGUUGCAUGUAAACGCAAUUUAACUACAUGUAAAUGGGAGACUACUGCAAUUCCUCGACAUCCGAAUUCAUCAUCAUCAUCAUCAUCAUCAUCAGCAUUAACAUUGAUUUAUGAUAUAUGGCUUGUUAAUGGUGAACCAAAAUUACAGUCUUUCAAUCAGUUUGAACAUCAUUUCUCUUUUGAAACACAUGGAAUUGCACAAAUGUUCUUUAUAUUUCUGUCACUCUAUAUUAUUUUGAGUAUAAUAGCACAUGUCAAACUAGUCAAUAACUGUUCACUUCACGUAUGUCUCUAUCUUACUCAUCUUUGGCUGGCUACUGUGGGAGCAACGCUGGCUGCUGUUCACUGGCUUGUUUUCUCAUUCGAUGGUCGAGGACUAGGUCUGGUCUCAGAGUUGGGAACAGUAAUUACACAAUGGGCAGACUCGGUGUUCUUAGUUGUUCUGUUGUGUACAUGUCAAAUGGGUUUCAGUCCCCAGUAUCCGUCAACUGCAUUCCAUUAUUGUGAUAUUUCCAAAACUGUUCGUCCACGAACUUCCAAAGUCUCUUCUACUUUACCUGCUGGAUUCCUUCACCUUGGUAAAUUAAGUCAUAAAUUGUACAUCUAUGAUCCUAUCCAAGAUGAAAAUAUUUGUGUUAGACCAUCAACCAAUCAGGAGAAGUCCACAUCAUUUUGGCCUUAUGUAAUUUUAUUGGUUACUUUGUUACUUGGAGUCAAGACUUUACUGUAUAUAUGGGCGAUGUUUGAUAGAGACCCUGUAAUCGAUUUCUCUGUUUGGAAUACAGUACCUGGUUGUUUAUUGUUAGCUUUAAGAAUUUGCCUGGUAUUUUGGAUAUUGGUAGUUGUAGGACGUAGACAUUUUAUCGCACAAAUUUUCUCUGAGUUGUACAAUAUGGAUUUAUGUAUCUUGGGUCCGAAUAUCAAUACAAUGCAAUUUGCCGCUGGUUAUCUUCUUUGGAUUGUGAUCUUACCAUUAGUGGUGUUUAUUGGCGAAACUAGUGUAUCGCCUCUGUGGCGAACAAAAACCAUAUUAAUAAUAUGCUUUUCUACUGAUUAUGUAGCAGCUGUUGCGUACGCUUGCUUUUUGUGGCGUUCAAACUCACUUUUAGAUGAGAACAUGUUGGCUAAUCGUUGUUCAUUGUAGCUCCAUUCAUUCCUUUCUUCUUGCUUUUUCCUCUCCUUAUCCAAUAUACUCUGUUCGAAUUGCACAAAUCAAUUUACGUUUAUCAUAUUUUGCACUAUAAUAAUAAUUAUUAUUUGUUCCCAGUAGUCGCUAAAUUUAUGCCUGACUAACAGAUAUUUCAGAAAUACAAUUUGUUGAGCGUUGUUUUUGUGUUGUUAUUUGAUAGACUCCAUUGGUGCUUUGAUAUUUUGGAAUUUCAAAUGGUAACAUCCAACACUAUUUUUUCUCACUUCAUUUUUCUUGUGGUGUUCUAAAUUUUUACUAUUUUUUUUUGGCUGCUUAUUUUUACACUAUUGUUUAAUCUAUUAGUCAAUUGAAAAUCUAUGUUUUUACUGACAGAUUAAUCACAAAAUCUAAUUUGUAGCUAAUUAUUAUUAUAAAAGAGAUAAAUGGAUUUCGGUCUAUUCAAUUAAAAUGUAUUUUUUUUUUAAAACUAUCUCAAUGAUAAUAUUAUGCGCAUUUUCAUUUAGGUGUAUCGUUCAGUUCACGGUAUAAGUGAUACAUUUUCGGACUCUAAUUAAUUGAUUGGUUUGUAAUAAUUUUCAAUAAUAUAUUGAACAGAUUAAGCAACGGCUUAUUUACUAUAAUUAUCAUCAUAUUAAACUUCUUAAAGAUCGAAGCAUUUUGCACAUAUAUUCUCUAUAUUAAGUGAUUGUUUUGAGAAAGUUAAUUACCAUGUAAUUGAAAAAAAAAACUAUACCAACAUUAAAUCGAAUUUUU